CUCUUGAGAACCGACCAUGAUGUUGACUCAAAAACAACGAUGUCCUCUCUCUUUAAACAACUGUUUUCUAGGUACCUAAUUAUAACUAAUACUGUGACCAGUGGAACAUUACUUGGACUAGGUGACGUCAUAACACAAAACCUAGAGAUCGAAUAUGCAUCCAGAACAGGCGUUACGGGGACAUAUUUUGAUAUAUAUCGAACAGGUAGAAUGUUCCUGAUGGGGUUGAUGAUUGGUCCAUUUGGUCACCUGUGGUACACCAAAUUUGCUGACAAGCUGGUUCUUGGAUCCGGACCAAAAGUUGUGCUUAAAAAAAUAGGCGUGGAUCAAAUUAUUUUCACUCCUAUUAUCACCUGUCUAUUUUUCGGUGGAAUGGGUCUACUUGAAGGAAGGGGAAUUACCGGUGCUCUGAAUGAAAUUAAGAGUAACUUUAUAGCAGUAUACUCGGUAGAUUGCUGUGUGUGGCCUCCAGCUCAGUAUAUUAAUUUCCAUUUUAUCCCGGCGAGAUUCAGGAGCGUUUACGUCUCAACCAUGACACUGUGCUGGAAUACCUUUUUAUCUUAUAUGAAACAUAGGAAAACAACAAUUUAGUGAUGGCUGGAAGCAAUAGAAGCAUUUACCCAUGAUUAUAUGGAAUUCGGGCAGAUUUCUUCAUAAGCUUUAAAUUCGUUUCUUAGAACUGCAUUAUUGAAAUUACACUGAAUAUCUCGAUUAUGCUUUGUCUUGGCAUCUUUUCAAUGAGACUACGACAGAAAAUAUCAUUUUGUAAAUCGAUGUACUACAUGAACCAGUUAAUUGACGUUAUUAAAUGCCAGCAACUUCCGCAGUCCUGAAUAGUAUCGCCAGCCAUGGACUAAUGAUCAGUGAUUGUUUUAUAAAGUAUUUAUAGCCAAACCUACAUGUAGUUAUCAUAUCUGUAGUUCUAUCGUUAAUUUGUAGUUAGGUAACGUUGAUAUUUAAAUUAACUACUUUCUGAAAUACUCUUCA
Messenger RNA from Saccostrea echinata, 987 nucleotides. RefSeq names its product mpv17-like protein 2. Bases 40 to 591 code for a protein of 183 amino acids. Gene Ontology annotation, biological process: mitochondrial ribosome assembly. The transcript is spliced from 5 exons. Gene Ontology annotation, cellular component: membrane; cytoplasm. The record is from RefSeq and is a predicted model, not a curated record. Lineage: Eukaryota; Metazoa; Mollusca; Bivalvia; Ostreida; Ostreidae.